Molecule: messenger RNA, 429 nt
Organism: Theileria annulata
Lineage: Eukaryota; Apicomplexa; Aconoidasida; Piroplasmida; Theileriidae
Product: clathrin-coat assembly protein, putative
Exons: 2
Coding region: 1-429 (142 amino acids)
Biological process (GO): vesicle-mediated transport; protein transport
Cellular component (GO): intracellular membrane-bounded organelle
Source: RefSeq, a predicted model, not a curated record
AUGAUUUAUGGUAUUUUUCUACAAAAUUAUCAAAAUGAUACACGUUUUUCAAAAUGGUAUUCAUCAUUUAAUAUUAAGAGAAAAAAAUUAUUGGAAGAUAAAAUCCAUAAUGAAUUGGUGAAUCGUGAUCGUAGAUGGUCAAAUGUAUUUGAUUUGGAGGGUAUGAAAUUGGUAUAUAGACAAUAUUCUGGUUUAAUGAUUUGUAUAUUAAUUGAUCAGUCUGAUAAUACUUUGGCAAUUUAUGAAUUAAUUCAUUUAAUUGUUGAAGUUCUUGAUGUAUAUUAUGGUGAUGUAUGUGAACUUGAUAUUGUAUAUAAUUUUAAUCGAGUACAUAGUAUACUUGACGAUAUUGUACUCGGAGGUGAAAUUAUCGAAACUUCUAAAGAUAUUAUUAUAGAAAAAUUACGUUCAUUUGAUAAAGUUAAUUAA